AUGGAGUCCAUCCUAGUAGGCUCCAGCGACGAGGAGAACACUGCUCCCAAUGGAGCGUACGACAGGCCAACGACCGGCCGCGACCCUCGGCUACGCCCUGGCGCAUACUACGCCGGCAGACCCACAAGAGCCUGCCCAACCGGGAUCCGACAGGCUCGAGGCCGCACCCGAGCCCCGUCGCCCCCGAUGCAGCCAACCAUGCCCAGAGCGCCACCGCGCCGAGCCACGCCGCACCCAAUGUCCGAGUCGUCGGACGAGUCUCCGUCAGCCUCGCCAACUCGGCGCGCCGCGCCACCAACGACUCCACGACCCUCGGGCCGCACCCGAGCCCCGUCGCCCCCGAUGCAGCCAACUACGGCCCGAGCGCCACCGCGCCGAGCCACGCCGCACCCAAUGUCCGAGUCGUCGGACGAGUCUCCGUCAGCCUCGCCAACUCGGCGCGCCGCGCCACCAACGCCUCCACGACCCUCGGGCCGCACCCGAGCCCCGUCGCCCCCGAUGCAGCCAACUACGGCCCGAGCGCCACCGCGCCGAGCCACGCCGCACCCAAUGUCCGAGUCGUCGGACGAGUCUCCGUCAGCCUCGCCACCACGGCGCGCCGCGCCACCAACGCCUCCACGACCCUCGGGCCGCUCGGCCUCCCCGUACUACACGGACAGGACUGGACGCAGGAUCCCCUGCUCUCAAGCUCCGCCGUCGCGUCCCUACCAAGGGUAUCACUACCCGGAUGCGCCAGACCACUCCCGGUGGUUCUACAACCCGGGCCCGCCAAAUCCGGACGCGCCGGGUCACUCGCGUUGGUUCCACAACCCGCGCCCCGCUCCAGGACACCCCGACUCGACCGCUGCUGCUCCACCACCUGAAGGGCGUUACAGCCCAUGUAGCCCUCGCCAGCAGGACCCGGAGUCAGACGAGGAUGACGACGAGGAGGGAGACUCCCGAUCCCCCAGUCCAGCUGCCCCGACACGCGACGAGGACUACGUGCUGGAGGAUGCCACCGACAGCGACGCCACCCCUCUGUACUCCGGAUACCACGGGGAGGAAGCCAGCGAGCAGAGCAACGACGACGCGCAAACAAUUAGAAGCGACAGCGAGCCAGACGAUGGUGCCCCCUCGGCAGCCCACUAUCAAUGGGAAGGAGAGGAGCGGUACGGGUUCUGGCGGGGAUCGUGGAUUCAGUUAAUCCACGCCCGCUACACCUCCAUCCUCAUCGAGGCACCCUUCCGGCCAACUCCUGACCCGAUUGUCACCUUUCCCCCGUCACCGGAGAGGCUGUGUAUAAUGGCCCCGGACGAGGACUGGGAGAUGGACUUGGGAAACACCCCCGAGGUCCGCCCGCCGUCGCCAGCACUGGGGGAGGAUGCGGUCCUACCCAUCUUCCCCGGCGACCGGGCCGACGACAACGCACCACUGGCAUCAACGAGCAAACAGGCGCUCCACCUCUAA
This is a messenger RNA of Drosophila kikkawai, 1446 nucleotides long. The record is from RefSeq and is a predicted model, not a curated record. Lineage: Eukaryota; Metazoa; Arthropoda; Insecta; Diptera; Drosophilidae.